UAUCAAUCGAUUUUAGGGUGGAUCAUUUAUUAUGUUUUUAUUUAGGAAGAAAUUAAAUGAGGGACUUAAUUAAUAUAUGUGAAAAUGGGGACUCAAAAACCAGGAGAAUGGGCGAACACCCUCAUUGUAAGAUUCGAAGAACAAUUACCAUAUAAAACUGGUGCUCAAAAUCUCCACUCUCGCAUAAAUGAGGAGCAGUGCAAGGCUUGUUUGGUGCAGAUCAGCCGACACAGGUUUUCCCUUGUUAUAUCUGGCCUCACAAAAAUACUUCAGAGAGUUAAUGAGCUGUACCAACCCACCCUAGCCACAUGUGUUACUCGGCCUCUAACAGAAAUAGAAAAGGGUUAUCAUGACAGCUUGGUCAUAGUUCUAGACACAUUAGAAAUAUGCCUCAGUUCACAACCCAAAGAUACAGCCAAGUACGAGGAGGCAAUGAAUGUUAAGAUAUUAUUGAGGGAAGUCUGUCAGUUUAUAGAUAUAAAAAAUGAGGCAAACAUCCACAAUACACUAUUACGUCAACUGGCCAGCAAAGUAUUAUUUGCAUUAAGUUUGAAUUUCUUUAAUGCGGUCUUUAAUAGAAUCAGUGCAAGAUUACAGGAACUUGCAACUAGCUCAGAUGAAAACCCCGACUAUAUAGAUAUAGAACUGAUACAACACAUUAAUAUUGAUAUAUUGAGGCUUAUACGGCUUUUUACAGAAUGUAUUCAGAAGUUUAAAUUAUUAAGAAAAUACACGCCGACAGUUUUGGUUAUGUCGCUUGAGAAAGCAGUCUGGAAUUGGAUGGAUACAUAUCCUCAAGAAUUUCUUCACGUACAAUCACGGCCUAACGAAGAGUUAAGUAGAUGUUGCGAUACGCUAUUUGAUAUAUUGCAAGAUAGUUAUUCGGAAAAUAAGAAGACCCGUGCUGCUAUGUGGCCUCUCCAGAUUAUGUUGCUGAUUUUGAACCCUAAAGUUUUGGAGGAAAUAGUCAAUGCGGAUAGUGGCGCCCCCUGCAGCCCACGGCAUUCCAAGAAGAAACACUUUAUCGAUGCUGUCAAGCGGGGAUUGAGUCCACAGAACAACUCGAAACAGAUGACGGAAGCAGCCGUUCUCACUUGUGUAAAACUUUGCAAGGCUUCAACCUACAUCAAUAUAUCGGACUCUGGGAAUGUCACUUUUGUACUUGUCAAAUCUGUCAUUAAUGACCUGAAGACACUUCUGUUCAAUCCAUCGAAAGCCUUCUUCCGAAGCAAUUACAACGCGAGUUAUUCGGAUUUGGACCUUAUGACGGAUUGCUUUGUCUCGCUGUUCCGAAUAAUGCCGCAUACAAAUGACGCAAUGAAAGUAUGCCUAAAUUUGAACAGCAAUAGUUUCUAUCAUUCGGUCAUCGUCAACUCGCUGUUGAGGAUAAUAAACCAGCCACGCCUACCAUGGUGGCCCCAAAUAGAGUUGCUAUAUCCUCGCGCUGCGGAGUUGCGUGCAAUGUUCACAGAUACCUUGAAUAAGGCUACACAGGGAUAUAUAGCACAUACUCCAUUACGUAUGAUAUCGCUGUCAUUGAAGCCGAAGGAGAGUAAAAUAGAAGAAAUACCAAUGUACAAAACAUUGCUAUUGUAUUUGGUAAAACUGAUACAUGCAGAUCCAAUGCUGAUGCUGAGUAACCCAGGACGUUCAGGUGUAGAGAUCCAGUCAGCGACGACUGAGCUCAUAAAUGGUUUAGUAUCAUUAGUACAUCAUACCGACAUGGGGGAAAUAUCACAGGAAGCGAUGGACGCGUUGCUGUCACUACAUAAACCUGAUAUGGUACAGAUGUGGAACCCUGAAGCACCCCUCAAUACUUUUUGGGAUAUAAGCUCUCAAGUAGUCUACAGUAUUAGUCAAAAGCUCAUACAACGUCAAAUAAGCAAUUACAGAGAAGUGUUGCGUUGGUUACGGGACGUACUCAUCUGCAGAAACGAGUUUUUAUCCAAGCACAAGGAGUACGCCAAUGUUGGAUCUCAGAUUCCGAUUUGCAAACAGGCGCAUAUUAAGUUAGAGGUUGUAUUUCUCAUGUGUCUCUGGUCCAUCGAUACGGAAGCUGUUCUAGUUGCAAUGUCCUGUUUCGCCCUGCUCUGUCGUGAAGCGGAUAUAAGAUGUGGCGCAGAUGACUUGUCCACGCACUGUCUGUUGCCCAAUUACACAGUCUUCCAGGAGAUAGCUCAGACCUCUACGGUUUUGACAACAUGUACAGCCGCUCUUCAGAAGAGGAUAAUGGCUUUGCUAAGGAAAAUUGAACACUGCGUGAACGGUAUACAACCCGUUUGGGAGGAAACGUUUCGAUGUUGGGAUUCCCUGUGCAAGUUACUCCAGAAGUAUCCCAAAGGGUUCGGGAUGAUGGAGGAUGGUACCGAACCACUCCAUAGAGCCAAGAGGCGUGUUUCACAUCAUACGAGCGCAGAACAUGACUUUGAGAUGCAAAUACAGGAGUGGGCAAAUAUAACGUCAUUUUUGUGCGCGUUGGGUGGCGUGUGCUUACAACGAAAACCUACUACUGUAUGGGCACUUGGUCAUGAUUCAAGAAAAUAUCAUGUAUUAGCAAAUAGUACGCAGGAAGUUCAAUACUGUCCUGUUACUCAAUUUAUCGGCCAACUUCUUCGUCUCUUGCUGUGUAAUAACGAACGCUUUGCGGCUCAUAUACAAUGCCAUGUGAAAGAGCUGGUUGGAAAGGAAAUGUCUCCAGCCCUCUAUCCCAUACUGUUUGAUCAAAUUAAGGCAAUUGUUGAUAAGUUUUUCGAUCAACAGCAACAAGUGGUUUUAACAGAAAUGAACACCCAGUUUGUGGAGCAUACGAUAUUUAUAAUGAAGAGUAUUCUCGAUAAUAAUAAUAGUAACAAGGGGGUGGGACAGCCUGAGCAUCUCAGUAGUACGUCUAUUGAGGGAUUGAUGCUGGCGAUUGUAAGGUAUGUCCGUCACUUGGACAUGACAGUCCUCUCGGUGCAUAUAAAGACGAAGUUGUGCCAAGUUGUGGAAGCCAUGAUGAGGAGACGAGAUGACUUAUCAUUUAGACAGGAAAUGAAAUUUCGCAACAAAAUGGUGGAGUAUGUGACUGAUUGGGUUUUGGGAACUAGCCAUCAGAUUGCACCGCCUUUGAGGGCUGAUGCUUCAUCUAUUACAAGGCAUGUGAUGUGUCCCAGAGAGCUGGACCAGGCCUGUAUGGAGGCUGUGGCAGCCUUGCUCAAAGGCCUGCCUCUGCAGCCCGAGGAAUCCGAUAGAGGGGACCUCAUGGAGGCCAAAAGUCAGCUGUUUCUUAAAUAUUUCACCCUAUUUAUGAACCUACUAAACGACUGCAAUGAAGUGGAGAUAACGGAGGGUCCCGGUCGACUAGACACGUUAAGAAAAGCGACGAUUCAAGCAAUGUCCAAUUUACUCAGCGCUAAUAUUGAUUCGGGGUUGAUGCAUAGUAUUGAUCUUGGCUACCAUCGUGACUUGCAGACACGAGCAGCCUUCAUGGAAGUACUUACCAAGAUACUUCAGCAGGGCACGGAGUUCGAUACACUGGCGGAAACAGUAUUGGCUGAUAGAUUUGAACAGUUGGUGCAGCUCGUCACUAUGAUAUCAGAUAAGGGUGAACUACCAAUAGCCAUGGCGCUGGCCAGUGUCGUCAGUACGUCGCAAAUGGAUGAAUUAGCUAGGGUGUUCGUCACUUUGUUUGACGCUAAACACCUCCUCGCGCCUUUGCUGUGGAAUAUAUUCUAUCGGGAAGUUGAAGUAUCGGAUUGUAUGCAAACCCUCUUCCGCGGAAACUCUCUUGGCAGCAAAAUUAUGGCGUAUUGCUUUAAGAUAUACGGACAUACGUACUUGCAGAAUUUAUUGGAGCCUAUCAUUAAUUCAUUGUUGGAACAGCCCGAGUUGUGUUUUGAAGUGGACCCAGCUAGAUUGGACCCAAGCGAAGAUAUAGACGUAAAUCGAGCCAAUUUAAUAGAGUUGACUAAAGAGGUUUUUGAACGAAUCGUGAAUUGUGCAGAUAUGUUUCCGCCACAGCUUAGGAGUAUGUGUCACUGUUUGUACCAGGUUCUGAACAAGCGAUUCUCACAAUUCCCCCACACUAGUGUCGGUGCCGUCGGUACUGUGCUGUUCCUGAGAUUUAUUAACCCCGCAAUUGUAUCACCCCAAGAAAUGGGCAUAGUCCAUCGGCCCAUACCUCCGCAAAUCAAGCGUGGCCUAAUGCUAAUGUCCAAAAUACUGCAGAAUAUUGCCAAUCACGUGGAAUUCUCAAAGGAACAACAUAUGCUGCCAUUUAACGAUUUCCUAAGAGCACACUUUGAGAUGGGACGCAAAUUUUUCAUACAAAUAGCCUCCGACUGUGAGAGCGUAGAGCAAGCGGCUCAUAGUUUAUCGUUUAUAAGUGACGCGAAUGUGUUGGCGUUACAUAGGUUAUUGUGGAACCACCAAGAGAGAAUUGGAGAUUAUUUGUCCAGUAGCAGAGAUCAUAAAGCGGUUGGACGGCGGCCGUUUGAUAAGAUGGCGACACUGCUUGCUUAUUUGGGUCCGCCGGAACAUAAACCUGUUGAGUCCACAUCAAGUCUUCUUUUCUCUUCCUACGCCCGCUGGUCUUCCAUAGAUAUGUCUUCAACCAACUUCGAAGAGUUCAUUGUGAAACAUAACAUGCACCAAAAGGAAGAGUUCAAAAGUAUCAAAAGUUUGAACAUCUUCUACCAAGCCGGCACCAGCAAAUUGGGCAAUCCAGUCUUCUAUUUUAUUUCUAGAAGAUACAAGAUCGGAGAAGUGAACGCGGAUCUUCUGAUCUACCACGUGAUUUUGACCCUGAAACCGUUCUGCCAACAACCCUUCGAGCUGAUCAUCGACUUCACUCACACCAACUCCGAUAACAGGUUCAGAACGGAUUUCCUCCAAAAGUGGUUUACAGUGCUCCCAGAAGUAGCCUACACGAAUAUACAGGCGUGCUAUAUAUACAACUGCAACAGCUGGGUUCGAGAGUAUACCAAGUUCCAUGAAACUAUCUUGGCGCCGCUAAGGGGAAACCGAAAACUGAUAUUCAUAGACAACCAUGCUCGUUUAUGCGACUAUAUUGACUCGGAACAGCAAAAACUUCCCGGAGCGACUUUGGCCCUUGAAGAGGACCUCAAAGUGUUUAAUAAUGCCCUCAAGCUGUCACAUAAGGACACUAAAGUCGCUAUUAAGGUGGGUCCCACAGCGUUGCAAAUAACAUCUGUGGAGAAGACCAAGGUGUUGGGAUUUCCAGUGUUAUUGAAUGAUGUUUACUAUGCGUCGGAAAUUGAUGAGGUAUGCCUGGUGGAUGAUAACCAAUUCUCGUUAUCAAUAGUAAACGAAGCCACUCCACUCAGCUUCAUACACAACGAUUGUGAUAAUAUCGUACAGUCCAUCAUUCAUAUACGGAAUAGAUGGGAGCUUAGUCAACCGCAAGAUUCGGUGACAGUACAUCAGAAAAUACGGCCCAAAGAUGUGCCUGGGACCUUAUUAAAUAUGGCCCUAUUGAACUUAGGUUCCUGUGAUCCGAACCUACGCACCGCUGCCUACAAUCAGCUGUGUGCGUUGACCGCAACAUUUCAUCUUAAAAUCGAGGGACAGCUGUUGGAGACAUCAGGUUUAUGUAUACCAUCAAAUAACACAAUCUUUAUUAAGUCUGUGAGUGAGAAAUUAGCACAUAAUGAACCUCAUUUGACGCUGGAGUUUCUAGAAGAGUGUAUUCAGGGAUUCCGUGGAUCGACAAUAGAAUUAAAGCAUUUAUGUCUUGAGUAUAUGACCCCGUGGCUUGCCAACUUGGUCAAAUUUUGCAAACCCACUGAAGAGUCGAGACGUCAGAAGCAAGUGGCUCAAAUUUUGGAAAAAUUAAUAGAGUUAACGAUAGAGGAAACUGAAAUGUAUCCAUCGGUUCAGGCGAAAAUUUGGGGCUCGAUUGGACAUGUGCCAGAACUUAUAGAUAUGGUCCUUGAUAGCUUUAUACAGAGGAGUGUGGACUCAGGUCUUGGGUCGCCCAUGAUAGAGAUAAUGGCCGACACAGCUGUCGCGUUGGCCUCCGCCAAUGUUCAGCUCGUCUCGAAGAAAGUUAUUGGGCGAAUGUGUAGGGUUGUGGACAAAACCUGUCAUUCGCCGACUGCAAUGUUGGAACAGCACAUGAUGUGGGACGAUAUUGCAAUCCUCGCGAGGUAUUUGUUGAUGCUCUCCUUCAACAACUGCCUGGACGUAGCUCGUCACUUGCCUUAUUUGUUCCACACGGUGACAUUCCUGGUGUGUUCUGGGACCGUGUCGAUGCGAGCUGCCACUCAUGGACUUGUCAUCAAUAUUAUACAUUCUCUAUGCACCUGUCAGUCUCCUACAUUUUCAGAGGAGACCCAACGUUUGCUGAUGCUGUCUCUGGACGAGUUCGCUCUUCCGAAGUUCUAUCAAAUGUUCGGAAUAUCAAAAGUGAAAUCCGCCGCCGUCACCGCUUUCAGGAGCCCAUAUCAUCGUCACACCGGUGAUUGGUAUUCCGAACACUCAUACGGCUGUAGCCAAUCUUCAUGCAUCAUGGGUCCAAUCAUGGUGACAUCGGUGACUGACAGAGAGAGAUUACCACUCCAGUCUUUGGAAACUAUCACCGAUGCCUUACUCGAGAUAAUGGAGGCUUGUAUGCGAGAUAUACCUGGCUGCGAUUGGUUGAAAACUUGGACCUCCUUGGCGAGAAGUUUUGCGUUCUGCUUCAAUCCAGCAUUACAACCAAGGGCACUCAUAGUUUUCGGCUGUAUAAGUAAACACGUAACGGAUGACGACAUGAAGCAACUUUUGCGUAUUCUGGUAAAAGCUUUGGAGUCGUUCAACGAUAUGGCGCUUUUGGAGGCAAUUAUCAUGUGCCUGACUAGACUACAACCGCUGUUGGAUUCGGAAUCCCCCAUCCACAAAGCUCUCUUCUGGGUUUCCGUGUCGGUUCUACAAUUGGAUGAGCCGACUUUGUACGCAGCAGGACUGUCCCUACUCGAGCAGAAUUUGCAUACAUUGGACUCGCAGGGUCAUUUCGAGAUUAAAACGCUACAACAAGUGAUGAUGGAGACGCGAGAGCCCCUCGAAUGGCAUUUCAAACAAUUGGACCAUGCCGUGGGAUUGAGUUUCCGAUCCAAUUUCCAUUUCGCCCUCGUGGGUCACCUGGUGAAGGGCUACCGUCAUCCCGCACCAGCCACUGUAUCCCGUACCGCCAGGGUUCUGUGUGCUUUGCUGGCGUUGGCUGCGAAACCGGACAGGGAUAAGUUCAAGGCUACGCAGCAUACUGUGGCAUAUCUCACAGCUCUGGUCUGUGUAAGCGAAGAGGUCCGAUCUCGAUGUCCAGUGAAGCACUCGUUACCACAAUGGCUGCCUGAAAACUGCGACCAUUAUUGCCCGGCUGCUGAUCACUUGCAGUCGUCGAUGUUGAUACAAGGCCGGGGUUCGUCGUCUUCCAGCCACAGCCGACGUCAGAAAUCCUGGGAUAUGUUGGAACAAACGACUGCUUAUGGCGGUAAAUCACCAACAGUGCCCUCAUCUAGUAAUGGUGGCCAAAGUCCACAUCCAUCAAAUAUUUCGCAUCAGGAUAGCGAAGGUCGAGCGCAUAGUGUUCAACACGGAGCUGCAGGCGAUGCGGCCAGAGAGAGCACGGAUGAUACACCAGACGUGGAUGAAGAUGGGCGUGAAUCUCAAGGUAGCUUGGAUGGAUCUGAACGACCAUCAUCUACCAAAUCUGGAGACAGUUUUCCCACUGAUGAUAAGCAAUCGUCUACAGAAAAGAACGGAACAGAGUACAACAGUCUUCUGGACCCUUCUGUGCUGUCAGACUUCACUACGCAAGCGUUGGUUCUGACAGUUCUCGCUACAUUAGUUAAAUAUACGUCAGAGGAAGAUGAGAUUAGAAUCCUCUACCAAUACUUGGCUGAAGGCUCCAUUGUGUUUCCAAAAGUGUUUCCUGUCAUUCAUAGCCUGUUGGAUAUGAAGAUCAAUCAUGUUCUUAUGCACUGCAGUGACCAAGUCAUAUUGAGCGCAGUACAAUGUAUCAUUCAGAACAUGAUAGCGUCUGAAGACGCGAGUCAGCAACAGUUGCAUUAUAUGCAGAGUUGUGGAUUUGGUGGUCUUUGGAGAUUUGCUGGGCCUUUUACUAAGAACCAAUGCACAGCGGAAAGUAGCGAGCUAUUCGUGAACUGCUUAGAGGCGAUGGUUGAGACUUGUCUUCCGGGAGAUGAACCCCGCGUCAGGACACCGCCGCCUGACCCUGACCGAGCCGAUACCGAAAGAUGUUUACACGGUGGACUUCGUCCUUCGACCAUCUACUGUCCAGGUCAGGAACCCUAACAUUCACAAAAUGAGGACACGACUCCUAAAUGGCCCGAACGAAAGCAUCGCAGAGCUCCGUACAAAAUAAUAUUCAAUAGACUUUAUUAUUUCCUACCUAAGUUUCGGUUUAGACGGUAACAUUGACAUUAGGUCAGCACGAUUGUGCUGUUUCUUAUGAUAUUUAAGACAUCUCUAUAGGAAAAUGCAGUAAUAUCCCCCAUAUAGGCCUAGACCGCGUUAUAGAAAAACCGUUUUUUUUAUUAUUAGGAACUCUAAUUUAAUUUAUUUAUACUCUGAUUUUUAAUUCCGUAGAAUUCUGACGGCUAUCAUUUUUUGACGUGUCAGAGAUUACAAACCUUUUUGGCCGGGCACAUUUUUCAAUUUUAAUACGAGUGCACAUUUAUUUACAUUUCAAAUAAUUAAAUAUUAUACGUACAUGUGUACGUAUAUGUACGUGGAUGUUGUUAAGCAAUAUUUAGAGAGUACAAUUUAUUCUGAGACUAAACAAGUGACAUCUCGUACCUAAUUAGGAACUAAAUAUAGGUUGAGUUCCAAAAUAAAUAUAUAAAUGUCUUUACGUAUAUUAAUUAUUUUGUAUUUGUAUUUUGGACUAUAUCGUACAAACUAUGUUAUGGAUUAAGAUUCCACCGCUCGAUUAAUCUAAAAUGUAUGUUGAUAGCGAAAUGCCUAUAGAAAAUAAGCCGCAAUUAAUUUCAUACAUUGUUGUGUAAAUUGCUUUACAUUGAUACAUAUAUAUUAUCAAUAUAUAUAUGUGCCCGAGGUUUCACUCCUCUGUAUCCAUACAAAAUAGUAAUAAUUCAAUGAAAAUGAUUCACUUUUAUUCAUAAAGUACGCAAACCAAUGAAAUGAUAUUGUCUCGUUGAAGUAUUGUCCAUAACCUGACUUUACAGACAACCAUUUUUUGAAGUGAAGCUGCUUUUGCGCCUGGGGUAAAAUUUUUACUGAUGAAACGUCACAAAGAUG
Molecule: messenger RNA, 9258 nt
Organism: Pieris rapae (cabbage white)
Lineage: Eukaryota; Metazoa; Arthropoda; Insecta; Lepidoptera; Pieridae
Gene: Nf1
Product: neurofibromin
Exons: 65
Coding region: 85-8292 (2735 amino acids)
Biological process (GO): regulation of GTPase activity
Source: RefSeq, a predicted model, not a curated record